CCCCCACACAGUCACUACAUUCACUGCGUGUUUUUUUCAUCCAAAUAUCUAGGGUUUCAUAAACAAAAACACUCGAUUUUGUUAUUAAAAUGGCCGGAAAAGGCGAAGGGCCGGCGAUCGGGAUCGAUCUCGGGACGACGUACUCUUGCGUCGGCGUUUGGCAGCACGACAGAGUGGAGAUCAUCGCUAAUGACCAGGGCAACAGAACGACGCCGUCUUAUGUGGCGUUUACUGACACCGAGCGGCUGAUUGGCGAUGCUGCCAAGAAUCAAGUCGCGAUGAACCCUACCAACACCGUGUUUGAUGCUAAAAGACUGAUUGGAAGGAGGAUUAGCGAUGCUUCUGUGCAGAGUGAUAUGAAGUUAUGGCCUUUUAAGGUCAUUGCUGGACCGGCUGAAAAGCCAAUGAUUGUUGUCAAUUACAAAGGGGAGGAGAAACAGUUUGCAGCUGAGGAGAUCUCUUCAAUGGUUCUUACCAAGAUGAGAGAGAUUGCCGAGGCUUUCUUAGGCUCAACUGUAAAGAAUGCUGUUGUUACAGUUCCUGCCUAUUUCAAUGAUUCUCAGAGGCAGGCAACAAAGGAUGCUGGUGUGAUUUCGGGCCUUAAUGUAAUGCGAAUUAUCAAUGAGCCCACUGCAGCAGCAAUUGCAUAUGGUCUUGACAAGAAGGCUUCAAGUGUAGGCGAGAAGAAUGUACUCAUCUUUGAUUUGGGUGGUGGCACUUUUGAUGUGUCACUUCUUACAAUUGAAGAGGGUAUUUUUGAGGUCAAGUCCACUGCUGGUGACACGCAUCUGGGAGGUGAAGACUUUGAUAACAGGAUGGUGAAUCAUUUUGUACAAGAGUUUAAGAGGAAGAAUAAGAAGGAUAUUAGUGGGAGUGCCAGGGCGUUGAGGAGGCUGAGGACUGCUUGUGAGAGGGCAAAGAGGACUCUUUCUUCAACUGCUCAGACAACAAUUGAAAUUGAUUCUUUGUUUGAAGGUAUUGACUUCUACACAACCAUUACAAGGGCAAGAUUUGAAGAGCUCAACAUGGAUCUUUUCAGAAAGUGUAUGGAGCCUGUUGAGAAGUGUUUGAGAGACGCAAAGAUGGACAAAAGCACUGUCCAUGAUGUGGUGCUCGUUGGUGGUUCUACAAGGAUCCCCAAGGUGCAGCAGUUGUUGCAGGACUUUUUCAAUGGGAAGGAGUUGUGCAAGAGUAUUAACCCUGAUGAAGCCGUCGCUUACGGUGCAGCUGUUCAGGCGGCAAUUCUCAGUGGCGAAGGCAAUGAGAAGGUUCAGGACUUGCUGUUGUUGGAUGUAACUCCACUUUCCCUUGGGUUGGAAACUGCUGGAGGGGUGAUGACUGUCUUGAUUCCAAGAAAUACAACAAUCCCGACCAAGAAGGAACAGGUGUUCUCAACUUAUUCUGAUAAUCAACCUGGUGUGCUGAUUCAAGUUUUUGAGGGUGAAAGAACCCGAACAAGAGAUAACAAUCUUUUGGGCAAGUUUGAGCUCUCUGGAAUCCCUCCUGCUCCAAGGGGUGUUCCCCAGAUCACUGUCUGCUUUGACAUUGAUGCCAAUGGUAUCUUGAAUGUAUCGGCUGAGGACAAAACUACUGGGCAGAAGAAUAAGAUUACUAUUACCAAUGACAAGGGAAGGCUGUCUAAAGAAGAGAUUGAAAAGAUGGUGCAAGAAGCAGAGAGGUACAAAUCUGAGGAUGAGGAGCAUAAGAAAAAGAUCGAGGCUAAGAAUUCUUUGGAAAACUAUGCCUACAACAUGAGGAAUACAAUUAAGGACGAGAGCAUAAGCUCCAAAAUUCCUGCAGCAGACAAGAAGAAGAUCGAGGAUGCAGUUGAGGAGGCCAUCCAGUGGCUUGAUGGGAACCAGCUAGGUGAGGUCGAUGAAUUUGAGGACAAGUUGAAGGAGCUGGAGGGUAUCUGUAACCCUAUCAUUGCCAAGAUGUACCAGGAAAAUGGCGGCGGCAUGGGUGGUGCAAUGGAUGAAGAUGGUCCUUCUGUUGGUGGUGGAAGCGGUUCUGGUGCAGGGCCGAAGAUUGAGGAAGUCGAUUAAUUUGGUUGUUAAAUUAAUAUUGGGGUUUUUGCUUGUUAUGUUAUCUGCUUUGUUUUAGUGAUAGUCCUGGAACUAUGCUUUUGAGAUGUUGGAUGUUGCUCCCGAGUUUGGAAGGGAACAUGGUUUAUUAAUUUCUACCGUUUUAGUUGUUAAAAUAAUGUUUUCUUGUUC
Daucus carota subsp. sativus is the source of this 2216-nucleotide messenger RNA. RefSeq names its product heat shock cognate 70 kDa protein 2. The record is from RefSeq and is a predicted model, not a curated record. NCBI's taxonomy places the organism in Eukaryota, Viridiplantae, Streptophyta, Magnoliopsida, Apiales, Apiaceae. The transcript has 2 exons. Gene Ontology annotation, cellular component: cytoplasm. The coding region runs from base 90 to 2045 and encodes 651 amino acids. Gene Ontology annotation, molecular function: ATP binding; ATP-dependent protein folding chaperone.